ACACUUGUUAGCAACCACCGUUUCUGAAUUCACCAGUGGGGUAUUUACUGAGUGGUUUGGGAACUUGGUGACGACGCGCUGGUGGAACGACUUGUGGCUCAACGAGGGUUUCGCCACCUACGUCUCGUAUCUCGGAGCCGACUUCGCUGAACCCACAUGGAAUAUGAGAGAUUUGAUAGUCCUGAACGAGGUCAUUGGGGUGAUGGGAACUGACGCUUUGGCCUCCUCCCACCCGCUCACUUCCAAAGAGGAAGACGUCCAGAGGCCGGAGCAGAUCAGCGAGCUGUUCGACUCCAUCACGUACAGCAAG
Notothenia coriiceps (black rockcod) is the source of this 310-nucleotide messenger RNA. RefSeq names its product aminopeptidase N-like. Gene Ontology annotation, biological process: peptide catabolic process; proteolysis. The record is from RefSeq and is a predicted model, not a curated record. Gene Ontology annotation, molecular function: peptide binding; zinc ion binding; metalloaminopeptidase activity. Gene Ontology annotation, cellular component: plasma membrane; cytoplasm. The annotation marks the transcript as partial. The transcript is spliced from 3 exons. Lineage: Eukaryota; Metazoa; Chordata; Actinopteri; Perciformes; Nototheniidae.